This is a messenger RNA of Phycomyces blakesleeanus NRRL 1555(-), 663 nucleotides long. RefSeq lists its product as hypothetical. The record is from RefSeq and is a predicted model, not a curated record. The transcript is spliced from 5 exons. Bases 1 to 663 code for a protein of 220 amino acids. NCBI's taxonomy places the organism in Eukaryota, Fungi, Mucoromycota, Mucoromycetes, Mucorales, Phycomycetaceae.
AUGCAAGAUAUAGUAAAGCUUGAAGUUCUUUUCCGUUCUUGUGAGGGCAGCCAGCAAGUGACCAACCUUCUUCAAAAGAUCAAGAAGGUUACUUCUAGAUUCAAAGGCAAAACUGGAAGAAAGGGUGAUGCACGUCCCAAAGACUUUGGUUGGGCAAACUGGAGGAAGAUCAGUGUUUUGUCUGGUCAUGCUGGCCUUAAGGCAAUGGUUAGGUUAAGAGCUAGAACAAGAGAUGGAAAGCCUGCAGCUACACAAAAAACAAAAAACAAUAAAAAACAAAACAAAAGAAAAAAAGAGCCUUUUGAUCUAGUUGAUGCCACAAAAGAAAUAGGGUUUAAAAGACCUGCUACAGCUCAAGAAAAUUACCAGUAUGACUAUCACACAUCUGUUAGCAAGAGGGUUAAAUUUCAGCCUGGUUUUCCUGUCUCUCAUGAGAUAGUCAAUGAUGUUAAGGGUGGGUUUAACUCUACUGCUGAUGGAUAUAUGCUUGCAACCCUUCCAAAACACAGCAGCAUUUAUGUCAGCACGUUUAGAACCAAUGUCAAGCAAUUAGAAGACAUUAUAAAGCAUGGUUCUGAUCUCUGUAUUACCAACUCCAACUCCAACUCCAACUCCAACUCCAACUCCAACUUCAUCCCAGCGUGUUUAGAAGUCAAUAUGUGA